This is a messenger RNA of Nilaparvata lugens (brown planthopper), 6639 nucleotides long. RefSeq names its product kinesin-like protein Klp98A (gene Klp98A). Gene Ontology annotation, biological process: microtubule-based movement. The coding region runs from base 329 to 3685 and encodes 1118 amino acids. NCBI's taxonomy places the organism in Eukaryota, Metazoa, Arthropoda, Insecta, Hemiptera, Delphacidae. The record is from RefSeq and is a predicted model, not a curated record. Gene Ontology annotation, molecular function: ATP binding; microtubule binding; microtubule motor activity. The transcript is spliced from 13 exons.
CGCAAUCGUAAAUGAGUUUUGAUGUUUUGAGUUGUUCAAUCACUAUUUUAUUGUGUUUUCUACAAUCAACACAAUGUUUUUGAUUAUUUUUAACAUAUUCUUGCCUUUUUUUCAGUUUUCAAUGCUCAAGAAAAGUUUGGUCAAUCCCAAUUGUAGGAAUGGUUAACAGUUUUAUAUUGUCGCCUCUUUAACAAUGUUUCGUGUUAUGAAUGACUUGUUAAUAUUGUGUUUCGCGUCUUAUAAUGUGUAGAUAUUUAUGGUGUAAAGUAAAUAAGUGAUAUCUGAAAUGGAAAAGAUUUUCUAAUAAUUAUCAAAAUCAACUAAAAUCAUGGCUUCUGUCAAAGUAGCUGUGCGAGUACGUCCAUUCAAUCAAAGGGAGAUUGACAUGAACGCAAAAUGCAUCAUAAAAAUGGAAGGAAAGAAGACAAGAAUCACCAAUACAUCACAGAAGGGCAAUGAAAGACAGGGAGAGCUGAACAAGUUUUUCACUUUCGAUCAUUCCUAUUGGUCCUUCGAUCAUAAUGACCCUCAUUACAUUUCACAAGAGCAGGUGUUCAACGACUUGGGCACAGACGUGGUGGACGCGGCGUUUGAGGGCUAUAACGCAUGCGUGUUUGCGUACGGCCAAACAGGUAGUGGAAAAACGUUCACUAUGAUGGGAUCGAAGUCCAAUCAGGGUCUCAUGCCUAGGAUAUGCGAGGCGCUUUUCAAGCGUAUGGCGCUCGGCGCUAACUAUCGCAUAGAGGUGAGCUACCUUGAGAUCUACAACGAAAAGGUGAAAGAUCUGCUGCUUAAAGACUCUGGCCACAACCUGAAAGUGCGCCAACAUCCCACCAAGGGUCCUUGUGUCAUGGACUUGUCCAGGCAUCUGGUAUCGGAGUACAAACAUAUUCAGGAUUUAAUGGAACAAGGCAACAACCAACGCACAACCGCAUCGACGAAUAUGAAUGACGUGAGCAGCAGAAGUCACGCCAUAUUCACGCUGAUGUUCGUUCAGGCGCAAGGAGGCCUCUCUAACGAUGUACCCACUGAAACUGUGUCCAAAGUGCACCUGGUCGACUUGGCUGGCAGCGAGCGAGCAGAUGCUUCAGGAGCGACCGGUCAACGCCUGAAGGAAGGCGCUCACAUCAACAAGUCCCUUGUGACUCUGGGUUCUGUGAUCUCAGCAUUGGCCGAGUUGUCAGCUGGUGUCUCCGGCCGCAAGGCGGGUGGUUUCAUCCCCUACAGGGACUCAGUACUCACCUGGCUGCUCAAGGACAGUCUCGGUGGCAACUCUAAGACUAUCAUGAUUGCUGCUGUAUCACCUGCAGACUGCAACUACAGUGAGACACUGAGUACACUGCGUUAUGCUAAUCGAGCCAAGAACAUAAUCAACAAGCCCACAAUAAAUGAAGACGAGAAUGUGAAGUUGAUCAGAGAAUUGAGAGAGGAGAUAACCAAAUUGAAAUCGAUGAUGACUGAGAGCGAAGGCGCAACAGAAGUGCAACCGAAAGUCCUGGCCGUUCUCCAAGAGAAAGAGGCUCAAGAAAAGGUGCUCCGCGAGGAAUGGAACGAAAAAUGGCGGGAAACACAGAAAAUCCUACAGGAACAGAAAGCCCUAGGACUACGCAAGGCUGGUGCUGGAGCGGGGAUUGUUCUAGACUCGGAUAUGCCUCACUUAAUUGGUAUAGAUGACGAUCUACUUAGCACUGGGGUGACUUUGUAUCACUUGAAUGAUGGGGAGACGUUAGUUGGCAGCAGUGACGCCGAUGGAGAUCGACAGGAUAUAAUUCUGAAUGGAGUUGAUGUAGAGAAACAUCACUGCAGUAUCACGCUGAAAAACGGGGUGGCAACCCUGGUGCCUCAUCACGAAGCCCUAUGUUGGGUGAAUGGGUCACAGGUGAACAAACCUACCCGUCUCUCACAAGGUUGCAAUAUUCUCCUGGGACGCACCAACCUGUUCCGUUAUAACGAUCCCGUUGAAGUCGAGAAGCUCAAGAAAGAAGGUAACAGUCACUCAGUGCUCAACCUGUCCCGGUUAUCUCUAAUGAGCUGUUCCACACCUGACCUGUGUCGUGAUGUUGAAAACAACAAUGGAAGUUUCAGAAGACCGGGGUCGGUGGUGUCGGAAUCUGGGAGAUCUAGAGAGGAUAUCCUAGAGUCCAGAGAGGAUAUCCUGAACGAGAGUUCGAUAAUUAGGGAGGAUGAUGUCCAUCUAUCCCUCCGGGAGAGGGAACAAGUACUGAAGAAGUCCAUCGACCAGUUUAACUCAGAUCAAGAGUCGAAACUGUCGUUCCUAGCCAGUGAACAUAAACGGAUAGUCGAGUUGCAGGCGAAUCUAGACCGUAAAAAAGAGGAACUAACGUUGUUAGAAAUGAAACAAACCCAGUUUCGACGAGACUCCCUGAAUGGGACCACAGAGAUCGAUGUCAAUGUUCUAAAUAAUUUCAAGGAUUCAAUCAACAAUAUGGAGCAGGAACUGAAGCUACAGAAUGAGACGUUGAGUGUUAUCGUUAGGAACGCUAAUGAAAACGAGAAGAAUUUCAAGAGACAAAACUUAAAUCUGAGUUUAGUAUCGGGUAAUGAUCAUCAACCGUUAGCAACCAGUUCCCCCAAUAUCACAGUGAACAGCAACAGAAUAAUCGAGGAUUUGGAAAGUCCGUUAUCGGAUUCCCCCAGGAACUUCAACCUCCAAAUGCAACAACGAACCAUGUUUAGGAAGAUGUCUGUAGAUGUAGAUCUCGACACAGACGCCCUCUACCAGAUGAAAUUCCUGACUCAGCAGAUCUCCAACCAGAGACGUUUAAUCAUGAAGUGUUUAGAAAGCGAGAUAAACUCGGACGAAUUGAAUAAGCAUAUUUCAGUUCUGCAAGAGCUGAAGAGGGAGUAUGUGCGAUUGGAGCAACAGACUGAUGAUUGCAGCAGUAAGGAGAAUUUCAAGAUGGACGCCAACGGUGCCACUCAGAGCAGCGGCACAAUGUCGCACGACCAUCUGUCGCACGACUCUGACGAUCUGUCAACGUCGGCCGACGACACGAUAUCUGAGUCGUUGAUGGGCAGUCGUGUGUUCAAGAGUCGUGACUGUUUGAACUGUUCGGUGCUCAGUCGGUCGUCGCGAGAUAUCCGGUACAGAAUAUUACAGGACAGAUUACAAAUGUCAUUAGCGCCUCCAUCUUUUAGUGCUUCUAUACAAGAUGUUAAUCAACUAACUUCUAGUAAUAAUUAUUCUCUAACGAGAUCCAUGCCUUCACUUAAUAGAAUCUCAGUGUGGGAAAGGAGGCUGAAUGACUCAGACUGGGACCAAAGACUGAUAGUAUCAGUGCCGAAUUACCUGAUUAGAGGCGCUGGCAGAAAUACGCACUACGUUUACGAGGUGCUUGUCUGCGUCGAAGGUGAAACCUACUCGAUACUGCGCAGGUACCGGCGAUUCAGAGAGCUGCAUCUCACUAUGAAGCACAAGUAUGGAGACCAGGUAGCCAAGCUAUCGUUUCCGCCGCGGAAACUGUUUCUUUGGCAAAUGGACGGAGAGUUGCUGGCAAAAGAGAGGAGACCGCUGCUCGAAAUUUACCUGAAAAGACUGUUGGCAACUUGUGCCUCCAUCAGCACAUGUCCGCUUCACAACAGCUGUUCCAAAACGGCGCUACACCAGUUUUCAACUUUCUUCAAGAAAGGUGUCUUCGAAACUGGGAAAUAUGGUACUAGUUGAGUUAAUUAACCAGUUGAGUUGAUCAACUAGUUGAGUUAAUAAACUGGUUAAGUUGAUCAACUAGUUGAUUUAAUCAAGUAGUUGAUAGAAUAUGGUUCCAGUUGAGAGUUUUUCUCUCGCUAUCCGCAAACGAAGGUAUCGAAGGUGUCGAACUAGUUAAAUUGAUCAACUAGUUGAGUUGUUUAACUAGUUGAGUUGAUCAACUUGUUGAUUUAAUCAAGUAGUUGAUGGAAUAUGGUUCUAGUUGAGUGUUGAAAAUGUAUUAAUUUUCUCUCGCUAUCCGCAAACGAAGGUGUCGAAUUAACGAAGUUUCCUACUUUUGUUGCCUGAAACUGAGACAACUCAAUGAUAAACGCAUUUUGUUGUGUUUAGUUUUGACUCUUAUUUUGCGAUAAUUAUGUGGACUCUGAGAUUACUGCUAUAAUAAUUGUACAGCUUUGUAAAAUUCUCAGGUUGAUAAUAUUUUAAUUUCAAUUUUUUUCUGAAUUUGAUAUUACUGAUAGAAAAUUCAGAUUGCUGUUAUAAUUUUACAGCUUUGUAAGAGUCUCUCGUCAGGAUGAUGAUAUUUAAAUCUCAAUUAUAUUUAAUCUGUGAUUAAAUUUUUUACUGAGACUACUAAUAGGAAAUUGCUUUAAUAUUGUACAGCUCUGUAAAAUUCCCAGGAUGAUAAUAAUUGAAUUCUAUCUAUGCUAUGGUUUCUCUAUGAUUGAACUCUAAUUCACACAAUUUUAUAAAUGGAAAAUAAAUAUUGAGUCAAAUAGUCUGGGAUCAGAGUUUUUAGGUCUCAUGUGAUUCAAAUGCAUGCUCCAGUAAGUGAGUAAAUAUUUCAUAAUAUCCAAAACAUUAUAUAAGUCUGAAAGACUUAAUUAUUUUAGAGUUUAUGGCCCGCUUGCAAAAAAGCUGGUUGGAUUUUAAUCGAGAUUCAUUUCAUGAAAACCAAUCUAUCAGAUUUUUUAAAAAGAACGCUUCUCUGAUUGGCUUUCGUGAAAUUAAUCACGGUUAAAAUAUAACCGGCUUUUCUGCAACCGGGCCUCAGAUCUACUUUUCCUGAAAGGAGCAUAGUACUGGAACUCUAAUAACGUUUUUCAAGUUUCUCAAACUGUUCCUAAUAAAAGACUCAUUUUACAUUUUUCACAAAAUUUUCAUUCUCAAAUUUUUGCUGUUCUUGAUCGAAACUGUGAAUUCCUUGAAUAAGUUUUCAGAUUUUUAGAAUUGAUCAUUUUGAAGAAUAUUUUUUCUUUGAAUGAUGGGCAUUUUAUCAGGAAAAUUUCAUUCAAGAAGAGGUUUAAAUCUGUUUUUGAUUCAUGUACUAAAUUUUUUAUUAUAUAUUACUUAUUUUUAUUAUAUUCUUUCCAGCUAAUCUGGCAGCAAUAAUUUUCUAUUUUUAUCAUGUUUUUUUAUUAUAAUAAAUUGAUCAUUGACAUCCUAAUGUUAUUCAUUAAGGUGCGUACAGAUUUACGCGCCGCGAACAUGAGCAAUUCACUUUUAAUCAGCUGGUACCAAACUUUUUAUAUCUAUAUUAUCUUAUACCGUUUCUGUUAAAAUACAGAUAUAGUCAGCUGAUUAAAAGUGAAUUGCUCAUGUUCGCGGCGCAUAUAUCUGUACGCACCUUUAGAUGAUGACGUCAGCACUGUUGAUAAAUGAAUUUUAAAAUGUAAUUUUCCAAAAGUGAGUGGACUUUGUUCCAAAGACUAUUCUGAACUUGUUGAAUGAAUUAAAAUACUGAUUAUAAGGGAAAAUCCGAUAUUUAAUUAAAAACGCAAUUCUGAAAAGUUAUACUCAUUCAAAAUUAUCUAUGUUUUGAUGAAGGGUACAGGUUUUACCAUAGAGAAAAUAGAGCAUAAUUUAUUAUGCUAUCUUAUAUGCUAUUUAUUAUACUAUCAUUUCUUUAUUAUGCUAAAAGAUAGCAUAAUAAAUUAUGCUUUAUUUUCUCUAUGGAUGAAACCUCCUUUGGUUCAUUUGAGUCAAUAAAUAAUCCAUCAAAUUAAUUUUCCUUCAAAUUUUUCAUCAUGUUCUAGUAUUUCAUUUCUUUUAGAUUAAAAAAAUUAUAGAAUAGAAUUCAGCUGAUAUUCAUUGUUGAACACCUUUUGCUCAGAUUGAUUAUCUACUGAAAUUUUUAUAUUUACCUAAAAGUAAUUUUAAAUUCAAUUAGAUUUAGAUUAUAUAUUACUACCAUUGACAAUACAAGUUGUUGUUUAAAGCUCCCUAUAUUAGGGAGUAGGUUUGUAGCUGUUCUUUUUUGAAAAAUGUUAAGCAUGUUAGUUUAUUUUCAAGUUAUGUAUUUAUUACAAUUUUAUGUGAGAUUCGAAUUGGAAUUAAUUUUUAUUACUGCAAAUUAGUGAAAAUCUGUAUGCACCUUGAAGGUUAUCAGAUAUGAUUACUAUAGAUUUUCGAUUUUGUUUGAAAUGGCUUUAAGGGCCCGGGUUCCGUGCACGGGAUUUAGUUAAGUUCUAGACUUUAACGCUAGGGUCACAUGAGCGCACAUAGUGCGUCCGUUGCAACUUACUUUUGCGGCUUUCGCCAAUGACACCAUACGAGCUUUGAGUGUGGUGCGUCAACAUCAGUUUUGGCUUUACGCAUGCAACUUUUGCAUGUCUCGACGUGCGUUGUAGUAUUUCUGCGCAGUUCAAAAAUCACCGUCCGUUACGACUUCCGUUACUUGGUACGCACGUACCUCGUGUGUUGUCACCAAUUCACUUCUAUGUAUUUCUACAACGGACGUCAAAAAGUAAGUUGCAACGGACGCACUAUGUGCGCUCAUGUGGCCCUAGCCUAAACAGCUGGAGGCAGGAAAUUGGCUUUACGAAACGGGACGUUGUCUUAGUACACGUUUAAAUUAUAUUUCGAAAAACUAGAAAAUUGGACACAAAAUAAAGAGAAAAUAGUGUGAAGUUCAAGCUAUUUUGAAUUAUUGACCGAGUGAAGUGAGGUCUAAGAGUCAAGUCGACGGUUUG